CGGCGGUCAUGUGAGGAGCAGGCGGCCGGGCGCGCGGCCUGGAAGCAUGCAACGUGCGCUUGCGCUCGGCGGAAGACCUGCGCGACACAUUGGAUGCAAUGAGAAUGCCCUGGUGAUAUCUUGAGGCACGCAUUGCGGCGGUUUCACCCGCGGGUUGAUAUCUUUGACGGAGGAGAGAUGUCGGAGGAUUCCCAACGUUCUAAAAGGGCUCUUGCACAGACAACAGGCUCGCCGCGUCCAUGGAGCAGUCCUCAUCAUCCAAUGCAGCUAUUGUCGAAGGCGAUGCUUGGUCGGAUGACGAUCAAGACGUGUUGACGGUGGGAGUGUCGAACCUGUCGUUGGUGGACUCGAGCAGUGUCGACAAGGACGACUCGAUGGAAGAAUUCUUCAACUUGCUGUACAAGGACUUCCCCAUGCAGGUGGCCAAGCAGAUCUCUCGGAACGAGCGCCGCGCGAACGGAUACGUGUCGUCUACGCUCGUGUAUGGCGAGAUCGAUUUCCGCCACUUCCGCACAGUCUUCGCCUCGAUUCUCAAACGGCACGACGUCCUGUCCAAGCCUGGCGGCGUCUUCCUCGACAUUGGAUGCGGAAGCGGCCGCCCUGUGUUUGCGGCGGCGCUCCUUCAUGACUUUGACGAGUGCGUCGGGUACGAAAUCCUCGAAGGGCUUGCACACGUUGCGAUGGACGUGGCGGCCAUUUGGCAUCGCGAGAAGAAGGACGCCAACCUGCCGCCGCUGAAGAAGCGGACGCGUAUCGUUAUCCACCACGACGAUGCAACGGCCGUGGGGGACUGGCCCAGCGCCGACUUUAUCUUUUGCAACUCGACGUGCUUUGACGAGAGGCUCAUGCGCGCCGUGUCCAAGCAUGCCAUUGCCGCGGUCAAGGCGGGGGGCGUUGUUGUUACCGCGACCAAGCCGUUGAUUCUUGAGACGCAGGACGCCGUCGCGGCCGUCGCGCUCGUGUCGACAUGCAAGAUGCAGGAGAGCUGGGGCCCUGCCACGCUAUACAUUUACAAACGAAGUUAAAAGUCGUCGUCGUCCGCAUCUUCUUCGUCGGAAAACGCCUGUGCGAUUCAAGAGCUCGAUGAACUUGGCUUCGUCGAUCUGACCCGGCAAUUGACCACGCUGUGCCAUUUGGAUCAUCGUGUCUUCCAACGCCGCCGCCUUGUCGGGCUUGACGAUAGCAAUGCGAGACACUACGUCGUUGCAAGAAACGAUUCGGUCAUGCGCAUGAGAUGAAAACGAUGACGUACAGCGCUCUUUCGCCUCUGGAG
Aphanomyces invadans is the source of this 1273-nucleotide messenger RNA. RefSeq lists its product as hypothetical. Gene Ontology annotation, biological process: regulation of cell cycle. Gene Ontology annotation, molecular function: histone H3K79 methyltransferase activity. The record is from RefSeq and is a predicted model, not a curated record. The transcript is spliced from 4 exons. Lineage: Eukaryota; Oomycota; Saprolegniomycetes; Saprolegniales; Verrucalvaceae. The coding region runs from base 240 to 1025 and encodes 261 amino acids.